AGUUCGAGGCCGCAUUGAUUGUUGGUAUCGUUCUUGGGGGUGUGAGGUUAUCUUCUUCUCAGUAUCGCGUUGAUUUACUCUUCGAUGUCUUUAAUGAAUGAUUGCUGAGUGAUUUGGGGCGGGGGGUGCGAUGGAUAUAAAGGGGUUUGUAUGUAUGGAUGGCAUGAAGUCUACGCCGGGGUAGAUGGAAAAAGGGGGUGUUGUGUUACUGUACAAAAACUUGAUGCUCUCGCUCUGCUGUUGUUCGUCAGCUGUGGCUGGGCGUAUAUCCAUACUCAUUUUACCCCUUACUUGCUGUGCGGCUUCGAUGUGUAUGCAGUUAGGGAUCGCGAGUGUCUUUGUACGAUAUGUACAGUACAAUACAAUGCAAUAUACAGUGCCGUCGUUGGGCCUGAAUAAAUGUAGCUUUUCAGUUAUGAGAGGUGGUAUACGGCGGUCUCAAUCCUUCAAGUACAUACCCUUAGGGUGGCUUGUCCCCCGGAUUAGCUCACAUUUCCAAACCAAUUCAACACAUUGGAGCCCAGGAUGUGUGCAGAUAAGAGGGCCGCUGAUCAUGACCAGGAUUUGGUGUGUAGUGUAGCUGUGACUCACUUGCCAGGCUCUAGCUAAACUGUGUUUAUCUGAAACUGUGCAAGUUCAACAAGACAUGACGAUGUCCCUGUCGUCCCAUAUCUCAGCGGGCCCACGUCUUGUGUCAGUGUCAAACCAGCCCGUGGUGCAUGAGGUACAGUACAGGACUACGACUAUAAGUAACUGCUAGUUACACCUCAGUGCCUACAUU
Canariomyces notabilis is the source of this 781-nucleotide messenger RNA. RefSeq lists its product as uncharacterized. NCBI's taxonomy places the organism in Eukaryota, Fungi, Ascomycota, Sordariomycetes, Sordariales, Chaetomiaceae. The transcript has a single exon. The coding region runs from base 185 to 580 and encodes 131 amino acids. The record is from RefSeq and is a predicted model, not a curated record.